Messenger RNA from Aethina tumida (small hive beetle), 1051 nucleotides. Its product is annotated as histone H1E-like. The coding region runs from base 28 to 948 and encodes 306 amino acids. Gene Ontology annotation, cellular component: nucleus; nucleosome. NCBI's taxonomy places the organism in Eukaryota, Metazoa, Arthropoda, Insecta, Coleoptera, Nitidulidae. The transcript is spliced from 3 exons. Gene Ontology annotation, biological process: negative regulation of DNA recombination; chromosome condensation; nucleosome assembly. Gene Ontology annotation, molecular function: double-stranded DNA binding; nucleosomal DNA binding. The record is from RefSeq and is a predicted model, not a curated record.
UCAGUCGAGAGUCGCAUUCUCAUCAGCAUGGCAUCCCAACCUCCUUCAGCAUCUAGAGGACCAUUCAUAGCUCCAACUGCCGUAAUGGUUACCGAAGCUCUACGUGAACUGAGGAAGCGCAAAGGUUCGUCUUUGAUUGCUAUUAAAAAAUACGUACUAGCUCAUUACAACGUAAAUCCGAGAAGGAUUACUGCAUUUCUGAAACGCCAUAUUAAGGCCAAGAUUGCCAACGGGGAACUUAUUCGCAAGACCGGACGCGGUACUCGCGGAUCGUUCAAGUUGCCCCAUAAAGCUGUCAAAAAGACAGAUGAUUCCGAAACGUCAGGAACGGCCGUUCUGCCUAAGAAGAGGGGUAAAAAGCCGAAAGUGGUUGUUACUACUGCAGCUGCUAUUCCUUCAACCUCUUCUGCGGCUCCGUCUUCGGCUAAAAAAUCUGCCACCGAACCCGUCAAGAAACCGGACACCAAUCUUGCAGCUAAAACUGGUACAAAAGGUGCUGCUAAGAUCAAUAAUGAUUCUGCCACUGCUAGUAAUACGGCCAUUGCUUCAACUUCGGCUGCUAGUUUAGCUACCGCAUCGGCUGGGCCAUCCACUGAUAGCACAGCGGGCACAUCUGCUGUUGGCAACGCUACGAAUGCCCCGAAGAAGAGGGGAAGAAAAAGGAAUGUCACCUCAGACCAAAUGGUUGCAGCUGGACCAUCCGCUGGUAGCUCAGCGGGCACCUCUGCUGUUGGCAAUGCUACGACUACCCCAAAGAAGAGGGGAAGAAAAAGGAACGUAACCUCAGACCAAACGGUUGCAGCCACAGCAAACAGAAGAAGAAUCAAGAAGCGAAAGAUGGCCAGAUUGCGCGCUAAAUCGUCGAGAAUAAGAUUAGCUAGAGGCUGUAAGAAUAAAGGAGCGGAAUUCAGGAGGAAUCUCAGAGUCCGCUUCACGGCCCUAAUGUAAACUGUAGUUGAGUUAAUUAAAGUAUUUGAUAUGCUGUUAACAAUGUUAUGGUGUUUUAGACACUGUUUAAAAAUUUUUGAAAAAUAUGCCGCAUGUUUUAUUU